Messenger RNA from Capsella rubella, 2231 nucleotides. Its product is annotated as cysteine-rich receptor-like protein kinase 1. NCBI's taxonomy places the organism in Eukaryota, Viridiplantae, Streptophyta, Magnoliopsida, Brassicales, Brassicaceae. The transcript is spliced from 6 exons. Gene Ontology annotation, biological process: protein phosphorylation. The coding region runs from base 314 to 2164 and encodes 616 amino acids. Gene Ontology annotation, molecular function: protein kinase activity; ATP binding. The record is from RefSeq and is a predicted model, not a curated record.
AGAUUUUUCAAUCUGUCAAAGCUUACAAUGAACUUGUAUUACAGAGAGAUUGACUCGUCUUCUUCGAUUUACCACAAAGUUUCUAAUCUACCUCGUCUUCUCCACCCAUCCGCCGUUGUGGAGAGAGACACACGGCGGAGUUGGAGUGGCUGAGGAAGAAGAAAAGACGAAGAAGCAGAGAUUUCAAGCGAGAGAAAACCCUCCUCAAGGAUCUGAAUUAGCGAUUCAUCCAUGUUAUACUCUAUCAGAAACUGCACAUUUGCUUAUAAAAAUACUUCUUCACGAUUCAUGAUAACGCGCUGUUCAAUUUCUGAUGCAAUUUUGUGCUUCGAUCGCUCAAUUCCUCGCUUGGGUUUCAUUCCUUUUACUAUUAGCCACGGUGGGCUCUUCUUCUUCUUCCAAACCUCUCCUCAAUUGUCAACCUUUAGAUCGACAACUUGUGAACCCUAGCCGCCACGUUGAUUUCCUCAGAGCCAUGUCUUCCGUCAAUGAUCUCAUUACCCACGACAAGCUUUGGGUCCAUUCUUCCUUCACCGAUGCAUCUCCACCCAUCUAUGUGUUUCUACAGUGCCGGGAAGAUCUCUCUGUUUCCCAUUGCCGCCGUUGCUUCAACGAGAGCAAACUGGAGCUCGAGACAAAAUGUUCGGGUUCGGCUGGUCGAAUCCACAAUGAUGGAUGCUUCUUACGGUUUGAUGAUCGAGAUUUCUUGGAGGAAUUUGUUGAUCCUAGAUUCGAUCGAGCCAAAUGUGUGGUGACAGAGUCAGGGUUUGGAACGUUUUGGAAAUAUCUUGAUGAGGCUUUGGUGAAUGUAACCUUAAAGGCUGUGAAGAAUGGAGGGUUUGGUGCAGCUUCCGUGAUUAGAUCCGAGGCCGUGUAUGCCUUGGCUCAGUGUUGGCAAACACUUGACGAGAAUUCGUGUAGAGAGUGUUUGGUUAAUGCUAGAUCGAGCUUGAGAGAUUGUGAGGGACAUGAAGCUAUGGCUUUCUUUACAGGGUGUUACUUGAAGUAUUCCACACACAAGUUCUUCGAUGCUGCUGCAGAGCAUAAACCUGAUGAUGAUCAGAGAAACUUUAUAAGGUCGACGUUUUUUCCACAUCUGAGUGAUCAUGAAGUUACAAAAUUAGCAAUUGCUGCGAUUUCGUUGUCUAUUCUUACUUCCCUUGGCGCCUUUAUCAGUUACAGACGGUUUUCAAGGAAAAGAAAAGCUCAAAUCCCAUCGUGUUCAAAUUUCAAAUACGAGAUGCUCGAGAAGGCGACCGAGUCUUUCCAUGACUCUAUGAAACUAGGCCAAGGAGGGGCCGGUUCUGUAUACAAAGGGAUUCUUCCAGAUGGCAGAGUCGUUGCAGUCAAAAAGCUCUUCUUCAACACACGUGAAUGGGCGGAUCAAUUCUUUAACGAAGUGAAUCUGAUCAGCGUAGUUCAACACAAGAACCUUGUGAGACUACUCGGAUGCAGCAUUGAAGGUCCCAAAAGUCUUCUCGUCUAUGAAUAUGUUCAUAAUAGAAGCCUUGAUCAAAUACUUUUCAUGAAAAAUACAGUCCAUAUUUUGAGCUGGAAGCAACGGUUUAACAUCAUUAUAGGAAUAUCAGAAGGUCUAGAAUACCUUCACAGAGGAUCUGAAGUGAAAAUCAUCCAUAGAGACAUCAAAACCAGCAAUAUUCUCCUUGAUCGAAACCUAAGUCCCAAGAUAGCGGAUUUUGGACUCAUACGUUCCAUGGGUACCGACAAAACGCAAACCAACACUGGAAUUGCUGGAACACUUGGUUAUUUGGCUCCUGAGUAUCUUAUCAAAGGGCAAUUAACAGAGAAAGCUGAUGUUUACGCAUUCGGAGUUCUUAUCAUCGAGAUAGCAACUGGCAAGAAAAACAAUGCUUUCACGCAAGGAACUAGCUCAGUUUUAUACUCGGUAUGGGAACAUUAUAAAGCAAGCACUUUAAAAAGCUCGAUUGAUCCUCGGUUGAAAGGGAAUUUCACAGAGGAAGAGGCAUUGAAGGUUCUUCAAAUUGGAUUGUUGUGUGUGCAAUCUUCAGUAGAGUUAAGACCUUCAAUGUCUGAGAUAGUCUUCAUGUUAAAGAAGAAAGAUUGUAAUUUUGAUAGUCCGAAACAGCCUCCGUUCUUGAGUGCCAGUGUUCUAAUGCCAGAUGAGGAGACCAAAGAAGUGUGAUAUUUUAACAAUUUCUUAGGUUUGUAAUGUUCCAUUCUAUAAAUGUUCAAGAAGGAUUUUCACACCA